This is a messenger RNA of Panicum hallii, 946 nucleotides long. RefSeq lists its product as uncharacterized. The transcript has a single exon. The coding region runs from base 188 to 556 and encodes 122 amino acids. The record is from RefSeq and is a predicted model, not a curated record. Lineage: Eukaryota; Viridiplantae; Streptophyta; Magnoliopsida; Poales; Poaceae.
AACAUCUGCCUCAGCUUCUCUACCGACCGUUGGCAAUCGUAGUUAACGUCAGCCUCAGACCCGAGACCACACAUAGACACUCGGGAAGCCUGUGAACAUCACUACGUCAGACUAUCAGAGUCGCUUGCUGUGCUCCCCAAUCCCCAUCCCCACAGGCAACGCUCGUAGCCUAGCAGCUCUGCCUGCCAUGGCGGACAACCGCAACCUCGCGCCGACUUGGGCCACGAAGGCGGGGUUCGGCCUGCUCACCGCCAACUCGGCGCUCGCCCUCUACCGCUCCGGGGGCGACCUCGCCUCCGUCCUCUUCAUCUCGGCCUCGUACGCCGCCCUGCUGCUCCUCUUCCGCCGCCUCCGCGACUACGAGCGCGCGCCGCCGGGGUCCCCGGCCAGGGAGCGGGCGAGGCGCGCCGUGUGGCCGCUCACCGCGCUGCUCACGCUGGGGUUCGCGUGGAAGGUCGCCGCGGUCAUGCCUUCCGCUGCCGCGGCCGCCGUCGUGUGGGGCCUGGCCGUCGCCACCACCGCCGGCGGCUUCUUCGCUCUGCUGGCCCCGGGCUGAGAAGACGGCACGGAUGCAUCGCCGGGGGGAGGUGGGGCUCCAUCGCCUGCCGUGGUCCCGCCGCCGUCACGCGCAGCGGUUUCCUCUGCUCAGCCAGGCGUCCAUGGAUAAGCUUCCAGAUUCAGACUUCACUACUACUGCUGGCUUUGGCUUGCUCCCUUCUCUGGUAUAUAAGUAGUAUUCCUAGUUUUUCCCUCCACUUCUAUUACUAGUAUUUGCAGCUCUGUGUAUGUAUAUAUAUACUAUGUAUAUACUGCCCUGCUUGUAAAUUUAUGCGACAUCAGCGGCACAAUAAAACGAAAUUGGUCAGCAUGUAGCAUCUGUGGCCACUCUGCCCAGCCCGCUCCCUGCUCACCAUCUGGAUCAGGUCUGUUCUAUCGACCGUUGCCA